AUGACAAAAGGCCCAUUUCUUACCCUAGAAGACUUGAAAACGAGCUUUAAUCUCUUUUGUUGUAUCUAUGGAAUCGGUACACUUGGAAUGCCUGGUAAUUUUGCACGUGCUGGUCCAACACUUGCUUGUCUUGCACUAGGUUUUAUGGCAUUUGCUAAUACCUAUUCAUCAAUUACCAUGUCAAAAGUGAUACUCCUUGCACCUAAAUCCAUCCAUACAUUUGGUGAUCUUGGAGAAUGGAGUAUGGGUACAACUGGACGGUAUUUAUGUGUCAUUUCUCAAAUGGGGUCGUGCUUAUUCCUCCCCUGUGUCUUUUUAAUCCUUGGUGGUCAAUUACUCAAUGGUCUUUUUCCAGAUGCAUGGAGUCCAAGUACAUGGACAAUCUUUAUGGCUCUAAUGGUUCUUCCAGUGUGUUUAAUUCCAACACUAAAAGAAGGUUCAGCUGCUGCUUUUGCUGGUUGUUUUGGUACAAUUCUGGCCGAUAUCUUUGGUGUCGCUCUUGUCAUGCAUGGCAUGCGAGGUCACCCGGCUGUUCCAUUCCCUGAUUUAAAAUUUGAACAAGUGGCCAAUAUGUUUGGUAACUUGUCCCUUGCCUACGGUGCUGGAAUUAUUAUCCCAGACUUACAACGGCAACAUAGUGAUCCAAGUCGAAUGCCUCGUAUUGUCGGGGUGACUGUUAUUUUCAUCUCGUGUCUCUUCUUAAUCCUUUCAACAACUGCCUACUCAGCUGUAGGGUGUCAGAUCUCGGGCAAUCUACUCUUUACGAUCUAUCCUGACAGCGAAACAAACAUGACGUCACUCGGAUUUAAACCAAAAUGGGGCCUUGUUGUGCUUGCCUAUUUGUUCAUGCAACUUCACAUUACAAUCGCUUUCUCGGUCAUUAUCAAUCCAGCCUUUUUUAUUGCUGAACGUUUGGUCCUCGGAAUGCACAAGAAGAAAGACAAUGACAUGGACCAUGGAUUUGAUUUUGACGAGCAUACUACACCCACUGACAAUCGUGUCAAUCCCCCGGCUAGGAGCUCCAAGACGUCUUUUCACUCGGAUCAUGAUUUUAUGAGCAACAGAUUAAACGAGAGAGCCGAGUACACUGGUGUCAAUGUAUUCAAGUACAUUGCGCUUCGAAUUACCAUCGUUGUUAUCCUGGUUGUUAUCGCUAUAGUCUUUAAGGACGACUUUGCCAACUUUGCCGACUUUGUUGGUGCGUCAUGCCUUACGAUGAAUUGUAUUCUUUUGCCUAUCAUUUUCUAUUUUAUGAAGGCAUGGGCAAACAUUCCAAUCUAUGAAAAGGUUGCUGGUGGUAUUGUGGUAGUCGUGUGCUCUGUUCUUGGAUGUUACGUCUCGUAUACGACCGGCAAACAUCUUUUGGCUCCUGUUCAUAACGACGCCGACUUUCCAUACUGCGCUUCAGAGUUUGAAAACACGGUCUACUACAACUACACGGCUGUACACGAGACAUAG
Molecule: messenger RNA, 1458 nt
Organism: Peronospora belbahrii
Lineage: Eukaryota; Oomycota; Peronosporomycetes; Peronosporales; Peronosporaceae
Source: the annotation of a GenBank genome assembly